Effrenium voratum is the source of this 1214-nucleotide messenger RNA. The record is from the annotation of a GenBank genome assembly. Lineage: Eukaryota; Dinophyceae; Suessiales; Symbiodiniaceae.
GAGCCUCGUGGCAUACAUCCCUUGCGACUUCCGCUAUGCGUGUGGCCGUGCUGGGCGCUGGCUGCGUGGGCCAGUUCCUCGGAGCGCACUUGGCCUCCGAGGGUGUGGAGGUGCUGCUGCUGGGCCGACAAGCGCUGGAGCGCUCCGUGAAAGCGGGCAAGCUGCAGAUUACAGAUCUGGAGCGGGACGCCCAAGGCUUCGAGCUGUCGCUGGCCCUACCGUCGCCCAAGCUGAAGGUGAGCUUUGACCAGGGCGACUUGAAGUCCGAUGACUUCGACGCCAUCUUCGUCUGUCUGAAGCUAGGCGACACCAAGGCGGCGGCGUGCCUUCAACACUUGCGAAAGAGCACGGUCAUUAUUUCUGUGCAGAAUGGCAUCAACAACAAGCGCCGACUUGAGGAGCUUCUGCCGGGCUUCCCUGUGGUCAGCGGCAUGGUGCCCUACGGGGUCAUCGAGCUGGCGCCCGGGCGGCUCCGCCGCAGCUCCAUGGGCCCGCUGCUCUUCGACGACCACUUCCCCAAGCCGUUGGCUGCCGCCCUGGCAGCCGCGGGCCUGGCGCUAGAGCUGCAGGACGAGGUGGAGACCCACCAGCAGCAGUGCUUCAAGCUGGUCGUGAACUGCCACAACGCGCUGAACGCGCUGGUGGGGCUUCCGCUGGCGCAGUGCUUGCAAGAUGGUCUCUACAGGCAGAUCUUAGCCACGACUUGGGAGGAGGCGCUCGAGGUGUUUCAUCGCUCCGGGCAGAAGCUCGAUGGCUCCGUCAACGGUAUGCCCAUGAGCCGGAACCUGAAAUUCCUGCGGCUGCCCAGCCCUCUGUUCGGGCUGCUUGUGCGGCUGAAGCCGGGGCCACCGCCGGAUCCCAAUUACCACGCCUCGAUGUUCUAUGACUUGGAGCAGAAGAGGAGGACUGAGAUCGAUGAGCUCAACGGAGCGGUGGUGGCCAUGGCCGACUCGGCCGCGAGCCGCUGCCGCGCGCCCGUGAACGCCGCGCUCGCGCGCUUGGUGCGGGCUGCGGAGGAGGCGAAAAAGGGAAGCCCUCGGCUGAGCCCGGAGGCCAUCCUGCGGGAGAUGCAGAAGGACCCGUCCGUCGCUUUGGCCAGCGGACGAGGCGCGGGCGCCUGGCUCCUGGCCGGCUGCGUGGUGCUGGCCGCCUGGGCGGUGAGUAAGCUGUGAAGAAAGCUGCGGGGAUUCGCUGUCGGGCAUGGUAAAACUAGG